AUGUGUGGGCAAGAUGGCAAUUGCGGGAGUGGCUCGUCCUCCUCGACGCCAUCAUACCCGCUGCGGGCACCAGUUCCCGUCGGGAAAAGAGCCAACAAGCUGUACAGAGACCGCACGGCAAACUUCUACUCGCCAGGACAAUGGGAGAAGGUCAAUCUGCUUUCUAUGAUGCAUCUCGCAGUCCGCUCCGACCCAUCCGUCAUCAACCUCUCAGUAUGGCACAGCCCAGGCCUUAGCCGACCAACCUUUGCAGAUGCCACGGCCUCAGCGAAUGACUACCGACCAUCUCAAGUCGGCGACUCCUUCGGGCCGUCCUGGUCAACGCACUGGUUCAGGGUCCGCGUCACCAUCCCGGAAGAGAUGCAGCAGAUGGAACACCUCGAACUACACUGGGACUGCAGCAACGAAGCAACGGUCUGGACCGCCGAGGGGCAGCCCCUCCAAGGCCUCACCGGCCGCGGCGAACGCAUCGAGUGGAUUCUCCCCGCGUCGUUCAAGGACGGGAGGGAGCACGUCUUCUUUCUCGAGAUGGCUUGCAACGGGAUGCUGACCAACGCGGCGGGCGAGCCCAUUUUCAAGAACAACGCCAACGGGGAUGCCAUUCAACCUCCGGACCCGAACAAGUCCUUUUCCCUGACGAAAGCCGAGAUUGUGGCUGUCGAUCGCCAGGCGCGGGCGUUACACGCGGACAUCACCGUCAUCCACCAGGCGGCGGAGGAGUUCCCCGAAGACUCGUGGGAGCAGCACGAGGCGCUCAACGUUGCGACGAGGAUCAUUAAUGCUUUUCGGGUCGGUGAUCGGGAGUCGAUUGUCAAGAGCCGGAAGAUUGCGGAGGAGUACCUGGGCCCCAACGUCAACUCGGCAAACGUGUUUAAUGGCGGCGGCGACAAGGGGUCGAGUGUGCUCGCCAUCGGUCAUUGCCACAUUGACACCUGUUGGCUUUGGCCGUGGGAGGAGACGAAGCGCAAGGUUGCGCGGUCGUGGUUGAAUCAGUGCGAUUUGAUGGAUCGGUAUCCGGAGCUCAACUUUGCCUGUUCGCAAGCUCAGCAGUUCAAAUGGUUAAAACAAGGCUACCCCUACGCCUGGGAACGCGUCCAGGCCAAAGUCGAAGCCGGCCAGUUCCACCCCAUUGGCGGAUGCUGGGUCGAGCACGACACCAACAUACCCAGCGGCGAGUCUCUGAUCCGCCAGUUCCUCUUUGGGCAGCGCUUCUUUGAGAGCAACUUUGGUCGCCGCUCGACGACGUGCUGGCUGCCGGAUACGUUUGGCCAGUCGAGCCAGAUGCCGCAGCUGUGUCGCCAGGCCGGGAUGAAUAGAUUCCUCACGCAAAAGAUUUGUUUCAACAACAUGAAUGAGUUUCCUCAUACUACGUUUAACUGGGUUGCUCUGGACGGGAGUCAGGUUAUUUGUCACAUGCCGCCUGCAAAGACAUACUGCGCCAAUGCAACAUUUGGAGACGUCAAGCGUAGCAUGACGCAGCACAAGUCACUUGACCAGGACCACACGUCUCUUCUCGUUCUCGGCAAAGGAGACGGCGGCGGCGGUCCAACAUGGCAACAACUCGAGAGCCUGCGCCGCCUCAGGGGCCUCUCCGACACCACCGGCCUGCUCCCCCGCGUCCACUCCGGCGGCAACCCCGACGAUUUCUUCGACCGUCUCGAAAAGAAGGCGCAGACCCUGCCCACCUGGCACGGCGAGCUGUACUUCGAGCUCCACCGCGGAGUCUACACGACGCAGGCGCAGACGAAGCUGAAUAACAGAAAGGCUGAGAUCCUCCUCCGCGACGUGGAGCUGCUGGCGACCAUUGCUUCCGUCGAGGAGAAGUCGUACCGGUACCCGAAAAGGGAGCUCGACGAGAUGUGGGAGGGGGUGCUGCUUUGCCAGUUUCAUGAUUGUCUUCCCGGUACUGCUAUUGGGAUGUGCUAUGAUGAUUCGGACAAGGUUUAUGCAAACGUGUACGACAUUGGCAACACGCUCUUGCGAAGCAUUUACAGCGUGCUGAAAGUCAACGACACCAACGACAAACCUGCGGAAACCAAUAAGCUGGUAGCUCUCAACACGCUAGGAUGGCCUCGAAAGGAAGUCGUCACCGACGAGGACGGCAAAGAUAUCAUCGCACAGGGCACCGGAAACAUCAUAUCCGCCCAGGAGGUAACCCAUACAGACACCAAGCACCUGGUGACGGUCAAGGAAGUCUCUACGGGCAUCUUUGUCCUCGAAAACAGCCGCUUCACAGUCACAGUGGAUAAGGGGUGCAUCACGUCCCUCUACGACCGCCGCGCCAAGCGCGAGGCCAUCGCGCCGGGGUCCAAGGCCAACCAGUAUGUCAUCUUUGACGACAAGCCAAUCUACUGGCAGGCCUGGGACGUGGAAGUCUUUCACCUCGAUACGCGCGAGGAGCUGCAGGGUUCGCAGACGUAUGCUCUGGGGAGCUCGCCGCUGAGGGCGAGCGUGGUGACGGAGACGAGGAUUAGCGACGUCAGUUCCAUCAGGACGACCGUUAGCCUUGCUGCGGCUUUUGAUGGGGAUGAGAGCGGGACGGGCGUGGAGUGCACUGCCGAGGUAGACUGGCAUGAGACGAUGAAGUUUCUCAAGGUUGAGUUUCCGGUGGAUGUGAGGCAUCAUGAGGCUUCCUAUGAUACGCAGUUUGGAGUGAUUCGCCGGCCGACGCACUAUAACACUUCUUGGGACAUGGCCAAGUUCGAAGUAUGCUGCCACAAGUACGCGGACCUAUCGGAGUACGGAUACGGCGUGUCCAUCCUCAACGACAGCAAAUACGGUUUCGCCACCGUCGGCAACACGAUGCGUCUCUCCCUCCUGCGCUCGUCCAAGGCGCCCGACGACGGGGCCGACAUGGGCAAGCACGUCAUCCGGUGGUCGAUACUGCCUCACCGAGGACCCCUGGGACCGGAGACGGUGCGGGCGGCGUUUGAGUUUAAUAACCCGCUCAAGCUCGUGUCGGCGUCUGCGGAUUGUCCCUUGUUGACGACGGGGGCUGGAGCUGGCACUUUCCCGGUUGCCUUGACGGGGGACGAGAACCUGGUGCUGGACACGAUCAAGCGCGGCGAGGAUGACGAGGACGUCGGGCUAGGUGAGUUGCCGGUUCGUCGCGGGCGGAGCGUCGUUGUGCGGGUAUACGAGAGUCUGGGGGGACGUGGACGGGGCAAGGUGGUGACGAGGUGGGAGGUGAGGAGCGUGCACAAGACGAACCUGCUGGAAGACGACGAGGAGGAGGUUCGUGUUGAUGAUGGCGGGUUCGAGGUCGACCUUGGCCCGUUUCAACUCCAGACGUAUCGACUCGAGUUGGUAGACUAA
Messenger RNA from Colletotrichum orchidophilum, 3315 nucleotides. RefSeq names its product glycosyl hydrolase family 38 domain-containing protein. The transcript has 7 exons. Gene Ontology annotation, biological process: mannose metabolic process; oligosaccharide catabolic process. The record is from RefSeq and is a predicted model, not a curated record. The coding region runs from base 1 to 3315 and encodes 1104 amino acids. NCBI's taxonomy places the organism in Eukaryota, Fungi, Ascomycota, Sordariomycetes, Glomerellales, Glomerellaceae. Gene Ontology annotation, molecular function: carbohydrate binding; alpha-mannosidase activity. Gene Ontology annotation, cellular component: fungal-type vacuole membrane.